Lycium ferocissimum is the source of this 2846-nucleotide messenger RNA. RefSeq lists its product as uncharacterized. Bases 1537 to 2619 code for a protein of 360 amino acids. Gene Ontology annotation, molecular function: electron-transferring-flavoprotein dehydrogenase activity; flavin adenine dinucleotide binding. Gene Ontology annotation, cellular component: cytoplasm. The record is from RefSeq and is a predicted model, not a curated record. Lineage: Eukaryota; Viridiplantae; Streptophyta; Magnoliopsida; Solanales; Solanaceae. The transcript is spliced from 4 exons.
AUUUUGGUGUACUUUGAGGAAUUUGCACGAAAUUUCUACACCCUCAUCACCCGUUGAACAUGAGCAUGUUAAGAUUAUGGGCGGAGCUAGGUGGGCGCAAGGGGUUCACCCGAACCUCCUUCGAUGAAAAAUUAUACUGUAUACAUAAAAGUUAAAAUUUGUCAAAUGGGUUCUGAAGACAUACACACCAAAUGGAAGAAAUUUUUUGUUGUAGUUAUUGUCUAAACUACUUGCAGUCUCAUUUGUGUAAACUUCACUGUCAAUUGGGGUUUCUGCCUACCUUUUCUCAUCCUUCAAAUUUCCACUAUUCUGGUGAGAGAGACUAUGUUGCUCGGACUAGUUUAUUGGUAUAUAUCCAAUACAAUGCAAGUACUCGUUUAGUGUAUUUUGAAAAUUUUGCAUGAAAUUUCGACACUCGUUAAACUCGAGUAUGUCAAAAUAAUAAAGGAUCAAAGGAGACAUCAUAAUAAAAAUACAGUUCCUAUAUGAUGUUUUAAAAAUAAAAAUAGAAAAUUAAUCGAACUGCAUCAACAUCGAACAUAAACCGAGAUGAGUACUGAGACAGUUUUGAAAAAUUUAAUUUUAUUUAUACACAAUAGAGUAACUGAGGAAAACAUAGUUAAGUGAGAAAUAUGUGUACAGAAGACGCAUAUCUUGCAUUUAUUGAGUUCUUUUGUUUCUUCCGCUCUUUUUUUUUUACCGCUCCCCAGUAGUUGUAUAGGGUGCUUACCAUCUCAGCAGCCCCUCUUGUCAUUGAGUUAGUGUAAACCUAGAGUAUGGAUGAAGUUUACUAGAUUUUACCAUGAUUUGUGUCUCAGCAAGGUGGUUGGCAAGAACUAUUCUUUUAUUUAUUUAUUUUUUAUUUGAUGUCCAAUAUCGUUUUGGAGUUCGACUAAUCUGUUUUAUGUUGAAAAACUCUACUUUUGUGAUAAAAUGUUGUUCUAUUAGAAGCAGUUCUAUUCUUAAGACUCGAAAACGAGACCUUUCGUUAGGAUAAGAAUUAUCCUUAAAACACAUUGGAAAUGAUGACUAACAUAUAAACUUAUGUGUGGUAUGGAACUAUUUCCUAGAAAUAAGCAAGACCUGCCAUGCAAAAGAACUCAAAAGCAACCCCCUUUCUCUACUCUUCACCAUUCACAUUUGCUUUUACCUUUGUUAUAAUUAUACCAGCUAUUUAUUCAUCUUCUUCCACUCCUCCACCCCUCUAAAACAAAGCAGCGGUAUAUCGGCGAUAGCCUCGCCGGUGACCAACUUUUCCUUAAAAAAAAAAAAAAAGUUUCCACCAAAAAAUUUCAACAUUCGUUUACGUUUCCUGGCUCAUUUUCUGGAGAAGAAAACAAGCCAGGAAAUCGGGUUCGUCAAAUUCCUUUUUCCCUUGUAAAAAUCACAAUUUUUUUUUAAUAUUUUCUUGUGUUUGUAUAUAUUUAGAGGACAUUUUGAACAGGUUUCUCUGUAUAAGAUUGUAUUGGGUAUUUGGGAAUUGUACUGCUUGAUAUUCUUGAUUUUAAGUUUUAUGCUGCAUUGUCGAAUUGAGCCAUGGCGGAUACUGGUGGAGAGAAGAAAAGAGUAGUGGUGAUUGGAGGUGGAGUUGCUGGCUCUCUUAUUGCAAAGAGUCUUCAAGACGAGGCCAAUGUUUCUCUCAUUGACAUGAAGGAGUUUUUUGAGAUUCCUUGGGCUGCCUUAAGGUCAAUGUGUGAUCCUUCAUUUGCAAAACGAGCCGUCUUUAGUCACUCUGAAUACCUUCCCCAUGCAAAAGUCCUUACAUCUGCUGCUGUUGACAUCACGGAUACAGAGGUAGUAACUGCAAAAGGCGACAGAGUCGCGUAUGAUUUUGCUGUUAUUGCUACUGGUCACUCUGACAAUAGUGCUUACACGAAAGAUGAGAAGUUCACUCAAUACCAAACAGAUCAUGAAAAGAUUAAAUCUGCCAGCUCCAUAUUAAUAAUCGGGGGAGGACAAACAGGUGUGGAACUUGCUGCUGAAAUUGUUGUGGAUUAUCCCGAUAAGAAGUUGACGAUUGUGCAUCGAGGAUCAAUGUUGUUGGAAUUUAUUGGACAAAGCGCCAGCAAUAAGGUAGUGAAUUGGCUAAAAUCACAUAAGGUUGAAAUCAUUCUGGGACAAUCUGUCGAUGUAAAUUCUGCAAAAGAUGGUGUUUACAAAACAUCUGGUGGACAAACUAUAGAUGCUGAAUGCCAUUUUAUUUGCAUCGGGAAGCCAAUUGGUUCAGGGUGGUUAAAAGAAACCAUCUUGAAGGGUAGUUUGGACAUUCAUGGAAGGUUGAUGGUUGAUGCUAAUUUGAAGGUCAAGGGUUGCAAUAAUGUCUUUGGUAUCGGAGAUAUUACUGAUAUCCCUGAACUUAAACUAGGAUAUUUGGCUCAAAGACACGCAUUGGUAGCUGCCAAGAACAUAAGACUGUUAAUAAAGAACGCGAACGACAACAACUUGAAUGUAUAUAAACCUGCUUUACCGUUGUCGUUAAUUGCUCUAGGCAGAAGAGAGGCCGUAGCACAGUUUUACUGUUUAUCGUGUAUUGGACGCCUUCCAGGGAUGAUAAAAUCAGGAGAUUUAUUCGUGGGGAGGACUCGGAGGCAACUUGGUCUACUCGCUGAACUUCAAUAAACUUGUGAUUAUCAAGUUUAACAUGUAUUCUUUAGCUAGUUCCUCUGUAUACAUAGUUGUUAAUAAUAUUUCAUAUUCAGUUAGAUGGACCUUCUUCUCAUCUUUGAUUUUCUUCUUUCUGUUUCUUGUACAUGAUUGUUCUGUUUGUUGUGGCUGUGUGAAAAAAAUAUUACUUGACGAAAUGUUUUGUAUCGAGUUACUCAGUUUUAAUUUACGUGUCUUACUUU